Phyllopteryx taeniolatus (common seadragon) is the source of this 3092-nucleotide messenger RNA. RefSeq names its product multivesicular body subunit 12Ba (gene mvb12ba). Bases 247 to 1155 code for a protein of 302 amino acids. NCBI's taxonomy places the organism in Eukaryota, Metazoa, Chordata, Actinopteri, Syngnathiformes, Syngnathidae. The record is from RefSeq and is a predicted model, not a curated record. The transcript is spliced from 10 exons. Gene Ontology annotation, cellular component: late endosome; ESCRT I complex. Gene Ontology annotation, biological process: virus maturation; regulation of epidermal growth factor receptor signaling pathway; viral budding.
CGAAUGUCAAGCGAUUAGCCAAUGUCCGGCUAACUUUCUCUCGCUGUUUAUAUCGUGUAUAAUCGCACUAUGAUGGAGCCACAAUCCUAAGGUUUUAUUUAGUUAUUUUGAUCGGUUCGUUGGUAAUCGAAAAAUAAUAAUGAGGGUGCACUUCUCCUGGACACUCUGAAAGGGAAUGCGUGAUAACACAAAGGACAAUACAAAGACUGGUUGUGUACAAUUUUGUCGUCUUGGAACUCAACAGAGAUGCCUGAAGUUCGGGACCUUUCUGAGCCUUUGCCAGAGAUGCCCAUGGACCCAAUCACUGGAGUUGGUGUUGUAGCCUCCAGGAGUAGAGCACCAACUGGUUAUGACGUUGUUUCAACAACAACAGACGGUCUGGAUGCUGAUUUGUGGAAGGAUGGACUUUUCAAGUCCAAGGUGACCCGGUACCUGUGCUUCACCAGGGUAUUCUCAAAGGAAAAUAGCCAUUUAGGAAAUGUUCUUGUUGACAUGAAGCUCAUUGAUAUAAAGGACACCCUGCCUGUGGGAUUCAUUCCAAUCCAGGAGACUGUUGACACUCAGGAACAGGCAUUCAGGAAGAGGCGGCUCUGUAUCAAGUUUAUUCCACGAGACUCUACAGAGGCAGCCAUCUGUGAUAUUCGUAUCCUGGGAAGGUCAAAGCAGGCUCCCCCACAAUACACCUUUAUUGGAGAGCUAAACAACAUGGGCAUCUGGUAUCGUAUGGGUACUGUGCCACGAACUCAAGACUCCUCUCACACAUCAGCUGUGAAUGACGUCCAGAAUAUGAAUUCUAUCUCCGCUUCAGCCCCUGUCCCACCAGCUUCAGUGACUAAGCAUUUUUCCAUGACCCUUCCUGCCAGUUUCAGAGGGAAAAACACUACUCGACCAGAUUAUGAGCACCAAAACUCCAACUUCUACGCAAUCUCUGCCAUGGAUGGAGUGCCCUUCAUGAUCUCUGAGAAGUUUGCAUGUGCCUCAUCAGAAUUGCAGCAAGUGGAUCUCAUUGGCAUUACCAUCAAAACAUUGGCUGAAAUUGAGAAAGAAAACCUUUGUCAGUGCACGAUUUCCUGGUACACCGAUGACACUGAUGCCCACGUCAGAGCUCGGCUACCAAAAUGGAGAAAUUGGAGGAAACAGUGUUGCAAGGACUGAUGGGAAGCAAUUUUUUUCAAAAAAAUAAAAUGAAAAUCCUGAUGGAAGCCUUGUUUUAUGCAAAUUGUGCAAAAAGGAGUUUUCAUACCACUGAAGCACUUCAACCCUCAGUCAUAUGGUCCAACGUUUCAAUUGCCACACAAAACCCAUUUAAAUACCAAUACUAUUCCCCCCCAAAAAACUGUCCUAAAAUGGCACUUUUAACUUUAGGUCUGUUUAAUUUGGGCCAUGGAUAUUUUAUAUUAGUUUUUCUCCUGUUUUGUAUUGAAAUGCAAUCAAAUGCAUUUUUCCAGAGUGAACAAUAUUCCUGUCUGUGUCUAUUAUUUGAUUCAGUAACCCACUAAAAUCCAUUUAAAUUAAACCAUGUUGCUUUUCAGGAAUUUUUUUGUUCUACGAUAAAAAACGCAAUUAAUCGAGAUGAAUUACAAAGCCUUUAAUGAAUUUUAUUACAUUUUUAAUUGAGUAUCACCCCUAGUAUUUACAAGGUGCUUUUAUUGUCAAUUCUUCAACGUAUGUAACACAUACAAAGUAUUGAAAUUAAAGUACUCAAGGACCUGCGGUGCUACAAAAGAGUAUAAAUUAUAACAUCAAAAUAAAAAACUAAAUAAAAUUAUGGUAUAUACAGUAUAAAAAGUAUUCAUUGAAUGUGCAAAUAUCAAAGAUCAGGUGACGUGUGCAACAUAGUCAAGGUCAGAGAACCAAUGCAAAUAAGACAUAAAUUAGAUGACAAAAGCACACAGACUUUCAUAUACUGUAUAAUAUAUUAACAUGUAGACCUGUUGUGAAUUGCGUCAUUCAUCUACGUGAUAGAAAAAAACAUGUUUUGCAGAGUACUGCAACAGUUUAGAUAAAGGUCAAAUGUAGUGAAUUUUAGGUUCAUGAAAUUUUACUUUUUGUGAGUUGUGAUGAUAAUGACUACCAUGAUAUUAAUACAUCACGUUGAUUAUAAAUGCAAUAAUGGAUUUACAUACCGCCUUUCAUGACAACCAAGGACGCUUUACAAAAAAGGAAAAAGGGGGUUGAGCGUUUAUUGCAGGAUCUGGUGUCCAUGCUGUUGUCAACCACAGAGAGGGUGCCGUCCACCAUCGCGGAGCUGCGGACAGUCCCCGAUAGAAGCCUUGUUGGCUGCAGUUGGGACAGCGAUGAAGUCCAUAGCCUUCCACCAAGACAAUGAAGGAGGGUCCGACAGCCGAGGCCGAAGAGCAGCAACGAUGUUCAUGGCACAACUGAAACUGGAAGAGCCACCACUGAAGGGGGACGGCGACCGCGGCAGAAUGAAUGGGAGAAAGUUGACCAGGAUCCAACAACACUGUGGCAUUUUGUCCCAGGUCCUGUGUGUCCAUUUACUGUAUCUGUAAAAGCCUUUUUAGGAUGCAUUUUGAAUGGUGUGUUCAUGCCGUUCAAAACGCAACGGUGCGUCAAGGUGGGCGCUUACCAUUGCGGCGCUGCGCCUCGACUUGAAAUGCUUGUUCUUUCUUUAAACUAUCUUUAUUUUACAACAUUUCAACGAUACACUUGAGUUCAUAGCAUUGCUGUGGCGUCAAACAGCGUAUCCAAUAAUAAAAAAGUGUCCCCAAAAAAAUCUACUUUUACCUCUGUACCCUUUUCGAGGAUUGUAGAACUAACGAAGAAAAGGAACAGAUUUUAUUGUGAAUUUUCACAACGAAGUCCAUUCCUCUGAUAUGAGAGUGGCACUUAACCAAGGUGAAUGGCAACAGCAAAAUUCCCAUUCACUUACAGUAAAUGUUCAUUGAAUUGAAUUGGUUUUUUUGUUGUGAAAAUCAUGUUUUGUUGGUUUGUCCUUUUAACACUGAUUAUGUGUGCAACUGAUGCGUGGUUCAUUUUGUGCAUGACCUGGAUGACUGAGAAUCUACACAGACAAUAAAAUAUAUACCUGUUGUGAAUUUGAAAUAAACCAUAUUUUAUUUUUAAAAUUA